Molecule: messenger RNA, 1347 nt
Organism: Pseudocercospora fijiensis CIRAD86
Lineage: Eukaryota; Fungi; Ascomycota; Dothideomycetes; Mycosphaerellales; Mycosphaerellaceae
Exons: 9
Coding region: 1-1347 (448 amino acids)
Biological process (GO): transmembrane transport
Cellular component (GO): membrane
Molecular function (GO): transmembrane transporter activity
Source: RefSeq, a predicted model, not a curated record
AUGCCACCACCGCCACCAAGAUUGUCUCGAUGGCGACGUAUCGUUGGACUAUUCUGGGACUCUGUCGAUGGACCUCCGCGAGAGCGACGUUACAUCCAGAAGCUUGACACAUACAUGUUCUCGUACAUGUGUCUUGCUUACUUUAUCAAGCAAUUGGACCAGACGAAUAUCAGCAAUGCUUUCGUUAGCGGAAUGCAGGAGGAUCUACGACUCUAUGGGAACCAAAGAAAUUGGUUGAAUACAUGGUUCAAUAUUGGGAUCUUGCUAGGCACGAUUCCAGCACAAAUCAUUCAGCUCCAGCAUAUACGGCCUUCAAUAUGGAUUCCUUCUUGUGAAAUCUUUUGGUCUGUAUUGGUAAUUAGCAUGGGCUUUGCGAAGAAUAUCAAGACACUCUAUGCCCUUCGAUUCCUCGUUGGCUUUGCUGAAGCCUGCGUCUUCCCUGGAUUCGCAGCUAUGCUAGGUGGCUGGUAUGGUCCGACGCAACUUGCUAAGCGAGCAGCGCUUUUUGAGCAGUCUAGCGCUAUCGGUAAUAUGUUCAGCGGCUAUCUGCAAGCCGCGUUGCACACUGGUAUGGAUGGCAAGGCUGGACUGAAAGGAUGGCAGUGGAUGUUCGUCAUCGAUGGUCUUAUCGGAAUUCCUAUCGCCAUCUGGGGUCUCUUCGCUGUGCCAGACUUGCCACACACGACACGCGCUUUCUACAUGUCCAAAGAGGAACGAGAGUACGGCGUUGAACGAAUCGAGAAGUUAGGCCGAGUUGCACCAACGAAGCUGACCGUCUGCGCCGUUGCCAGAGUCUUCACGAACUGGCGACUCAUGGUCGGCCAAGCCAUUUCGGGCAUCAAAUACUUCAACCUCUAUCUCAAAGCAGAAAAAUACAGCGUCGUACAAAUCAAUAUACUUCCAACAGCUGGAGAUGCCCUCUCGGUCGUGACUGCUCUAGGCUUCGGCAUUCUCGCGGACACUACCGGAUACAAUGCAACAAUCAUCGUCGCGAUCUCCUUACUCGUCAUGGCCGCAAACGCCAUGCUUGCCGUCUGGAGUAUACCCAAGUCAGCGCUAUUGUUCGCCUUCUUCAUCAGCUAUGCUGGACUCGCUGCACAGCCUAUCGUGAUUGCAUGGGGCAACCAUCUCGCGGCUGGUGAUCCGGUACUUCGUCAGAUGCUUGUUGCCUGUGGGAAUGUGGCGUCGUACACGUUCAACGCUUGGUUGCCAUUGGUUGCUUUUCCGACAUACGAUGCACCGAAGUAUGAUUACGGAUACCAAAUACUGGUCAUGUUUGGCGGGCUUGCAAUCAUUGGCACUAUCGCAAUGCACGUUUUGCGCGUUCGGUUUGCAGCGAAAUCUUGA